This is a messenger RNA of Acipenser ruthenus (sterlet), 4378 nucleotides long. Its product is annotated as alpha-1-antiproteinase-like. Lineage: Eukaryota; Metazoa; Chordata; Actinopteri; Acipenseriformes; Acipenseridae. Gene Ontology annotation, molecular function: serine-type endopeptidase inhibitor activity. The record is from RefSeq and is a predicted model, not a curated record. Gene Ontology annotation, biological process: negative regulation of endopeptidase activity. The transcript is spliced from 3 exons. The coding region runs from base 34 to 1176 and encodes 380 amino acids.
GGCAACAGGGCAACACUGAAAGACUGUCAAGAAAUGCUUUGUAGAACAAUGACCGAAAUCAAAAGGGGAAUAAUGAAUUUUUUUCUCAUAACUGUGUUAAUAUGUGCGAUGGCUAUUCAGCAAACAGAAGGCAUCAGAAAAAACAUAAAGAGGGACGUAGAAAGCAAGUUUCAAAUGGGCUCAGAAGUACACCCAGAAAAUAGAAAAGCAGGUCUGACUGAAGAGAUCGCCUCGUUAUUUACAAGUUUCACUUUUCGCCUGUACAAUGAGAUAGCUCUACAGAGUUCCACAGAUAACAUCUUCUUUUCUCCAUUUAGUAUCACCGCUGCCUUGGCUUUGUUGUCCUCAGGGGCAAGAUCAGCUACUCAAGAAGAGCUCAUUGAUGCAUUUGGUCUGGCUAAUAGGAACGAAAGCGAAGUAAACAAAAUGCAUGCUCAUAUUGGGGACCUGCUGAAGAUCCUAACAAAAGAAAACAGUGAUUUCCAGUUAUCAACAGGAAACUUACUCCAUAUAGAUAAGUCUCUCGCGGUUUCACGGAAGUUUGUGAAUGAUACUGCACAUUAUUACAAAGCUGAAGUGUUCCCUGUGGAUUUUUCUAAACCCCAGCAAGCCAAGCAGACAAUAAAUGACAUUAUAGAAAAGGAAACUAAAGGAAAAAUCAAAGAACUCUUUGAAGAGAUUGAUCCUUCAGCUAAAUUAAUACUGACCAACUACAUUUACUUUAAAGGUAAAUGGAAGUAUGCCUUUGACCCAAAACACACAAGAGACUGGACAUUUCAUGUGGAUGAAACAAAGUCUGUUGACGUUCCAAUGAUGUUCAGAGAUGACACUGAAGAUUUUGAGAUGCUCUAUGAUGCAAAAUGCUCUACCACAGUAUUACAACUUCCUUACACCGGGAAGGCAUCCAUGCUACUCCUUCUGCCAGAGAAGGGAGAACUUGCGAAACUUGAAAAAAGUCUCUCGCCUAAAAAGUUUAAAUUCUGGCUCAACAACUUGAAAAUGGGAUCUGCAGAGAUUCAUUUUCCAAAGUUAUCAAUGGAAAAAAAGUAUGAUGUUAAAAGGAUCUUAAGGAGAAUGGGAAUUAAAUCUCUGUUUACAAAUGCUGCUAAUUUUUCUGGUAUUACUGAUGAGGGAAAUCUUAAAGUAUCGGAGGUGAGAGUCAAAUUCUGCUGCUGACGGGCCGUACACUAUAAAGCAAGUGUUGACACUUUAAUGAAUAGCCUGGUAAUGCUUGCAUUUUUGCUAAAUGUCUAAAGUAUAGUGUAAAACAAGAAAAAAGAAUUAUUUGGAUUAUUAAAAAUCAAAAUAAAAAACCUAUUGGGGCAGCAGUGUGGAGUAGUGGUUAGGGCUGUGGCCCCUUGACCGGAGGGUCGUGGGUUCAAUCCUAGGUGGGGGACACUGCUGCUGUACCCUUGAGCAAGGUACUUUACCUAGAUUGCUCCUGUAAAAACCCAACUAUAUAAAUGGGUAAUUGUAUGUAAAAAUAACGUGAUAUCUUGUAACAAUUGUAAGUCUUGUCUGCUAAGAAAUAAAUAAUAAUAACAUUACCAAAGAGAGGAAUUGUAAGAGCAUUUUAUACAAAUUACCUCUCUACCCAUAUGUACAAGCUCAUUAACCAUUGAACCAUUAUUAUUAUUAUUAUUAUUAUGAUUUAUUUCUUAGCAGACGCCCUUAUCCAGGGCGACUUACAAUUGUUACAAGAUAUCACAUUAUUUUUACAUACAAUUACCCAUUUAUACAGUUGGGUUUUUACUGGAGCAAUCUAGGUAAAGUACCUUGCUCAAGGGUACAGCAGCAGUGUCCCCUACCAGGGAUUGAACCCACAACCCUCCGGUCAAGAGUCCAGAGCCCUAACCACUACGCCACACUGCUUCCCUCUCUCCCUCCCUCUCUCUCUCUCCUUUCUCUCUCCCUCUCUCUCUCUCUCCCUCUCUCUCCCUCCCUCUCUCUCCUCCCUCUCUCCCCCCUCUCUCUCCUCUCUCUCUCUCUCUCUCUCUCCUCUCUCUCUCUCCUCUCUCCUAAUUAUUAUUAUUAUUUUGUCAUUUAGCAGAUACUUUUAUCCAAAGCGACUUACAGACUAUGUGGUGAACUAUGCAGAGCCACUUACUAUGGAACUAUGCAGGACUGGUAACUGUUUGAGCCUUUUCUCAUAACAGGUUGUUCAUAAAGCUGUACUCGAGGUUGAUGAAUCCAAGACUGAGGCUGCUGCUGGCACUGGCAUACAGGUUGUGUUUUAUUCCAUGCCCGCUCAAAUAAUAUUUAAUAGACCUUUCAUAUUGAUGAUCUAUGAAGAACACACCGGAAAAGUACUUUUCAUGGGAAGAGUCGUUGAUCCCACGAAAAAAUAACGUAUGUCUGAAAAUAAACAUGGUAUAUAUCAGUUUAGUGGUAGCAAGUAGAAUUUGAAUAAGUGAAUGUAAAUCUUUCCUCGGCAUAAAACCACCUGUGAUUAACUGGUAGUAAUUCAUUAAAAAAAAGUAAAAUUCUAUGACUAAGCAGACCUUAUUAUUUGAAGUUUGUUAAUAAAAUGCUUUAAAGAAUUGGUGUUUGAUUAUUCUAAAUUACAGUUUAUUUUCAGACUCACUGGCAGACUAAAAGCUUAAUAUGUUUUCACCAUUUAGUGUUAAUGACCUAAUACCGCUUUACAGAAGUAUGUAGGGAUAAGAAGAAAGGAUAUUUUAUCAUUGUAUAGGAUUGUUGAUUGAUGCAUCUUAAAACUUACAAACGCAGUCAUGGAGAAAGAAGUCCUGAAUAUGAGGAAGGAACUAGUUUGUUAACUUUCAUUUGAAAAUCAGUUUUUCUAAUAUCUCAGCAGCAUUAGUUUAAUGUUCCCUUUCUAAUUAUAAUGAUGUCUAGAAAUGCACAAUGAGCCCCACUAGGGUCUGCAAUAGGGCCUAAUCCAUUAAGAACUAAUCACAGGUAUAGUCUCCAAAGAAUGUGCCGUUGACUCGCUAAUCCAAACCCAGGUAGAACUGUAAUCCAAACCACGUAAUCAUACAACUGAAUGCUGAAAACAGCAGUGGAAACACACAGAUUCAUUUCAGUAUUACUACAAACAGUAUGCUGGUCAUCAUUGUAAAGUAACUGUGUGAGAAAAAGGUUUAAGGGCAGGAUAAAAUGCCAACUGUGUCUGUUUUUACUGAUUUUUUAAAUGAAUUAUCUACUGCAUAGUCUACAAAGAAUAUAGACUCUAUAUUUGCCAUCCCAAAAUAAAUUUCAGUCAUUUCCAUCACCCAAUAGGGCUAUUAAUUACACAAGUUGAACGGAGGAACUGUUAUGCUAGGUAUAGUAAUGAACAUAUUUAAACCUUAAUCCUUCUGUUGUAAAGGCUGUUGUAAAAGUGAUUCACCUUUAGAAAUGACAGCUGUUUAGUUAACAACUGCUGCACAUGAGAUUUGGAUAUAACUAGAAUGACCUCACAAAGCUUUCAGUUUCUGGCAGUGAAAUAGGUUUCUAGGACUGCACCAGCAGUAUCAAGAGGACUGUCAAAAUUCCGCCCCCCACCCACACACAAUUAAAAAAAAAAAAAAAAAGGUUUGCACAAAAUGGAACCACUGUUACAUGAACUCAAGGGUUUAAAUACAUGCUUUUGUUUGCCACCUUAUCAUUUUCCCAGAGUAAACAAAGAAUGAACCACAGGUCCUUGUUUUGACCCGAGGGGAAAUGAUCAACUUAGAAACCAAGGAGAGUGUUAACCUUUACAGUACAUUAAGCUUUAGAAUAACGAAACUCACACUGUAGCUGUGUCAUUGUGUAUUCAGCUAAUUACCCCAAAUAAACUAUAUGUUAAAUUGCUUUUACUGAAUGAAAACUAAAUUAAAAAAAAAAAAAAAACCCUGUGAUGAAUGUGUAAAUGGAUAGACACAAUUACAUAACAAGCAGGCUAAUAAGGCAUUUCAGUAUGAAGAUAAGCAUAGUUUAAGAGAUAUUUCACAUCCCACAGUGUGAAUACUCAAAUUGAUUAAACCUUGGAACAGGUUGUAUUACCACUGGAACACAGAAGCCUCUCUUGUGUACAAAUGUUAGCAUGGUUAACUGCUGACGUGCCAGGUGACACUCAAAUUCUUUCUCUGAGCACUCUGCUUUUUUCAUCACUCUAAAAAAGAAAAAAGAAAGCUGCGCUGUGAGGUAAAAUGGAAAUAGACAAAAAGUAAAACUCAUGUUUAAUGUGAUAUAACUAAAUAACUGAUUAACCAAGCGACACACAAGAGCACAGGUGAUCAGGUAAGCAAACACAAAAGAAGAACCUUACUCUGGAACACAAGUUCAGAGGUUGUCAGCUAGUUAAUGUUUAAGGAAGGACUCUUCUGCUUUGUUGGCGUAUAAAUUGACAAAAAAAACAAGAAGAAUAGUCUGGGCAAGGAGAUAAAUAAAAGUG